GUGCCGCCCGCGAUGUGGGCGGCAGAGGAGGAGGAGAGGAGGCCGCUGCUCGGCCCGCCGCCCUGCCAGGCAUACGGCAGCAACCGCGUGUUCGGGCGCCGCUGGCUGGUGCUCGGCAUCUUCUCGCUGCUCGGCUUCAUGCAGGGCCUGGUGUGGAACUCGUGGGGGCCGAUCCAGAACUCGGCCCGCCGCGCCCUGGGCUUCACCACGCCCGACAUCAGCCUGCUGGUGCUGUGGGGGCCCAUCGGCUUCGCGCCCUGCUUCCUCUUCACCUGGCUCAUGGACACCAAAGGCCUGAGACUAACUGUGGUGCUCGCUGCCUUGCUCAUGUCGAUUGGCACUUUACUGAGAUGUAUUCCCAUAAAUAAUUUAUUAAUCAAAAGAUGGUUGAUACACACAGGACAGCUGUUCAAUGGAUUAGCGGGUCCCGUGGUGGUGAACGCUCCUCCGUUUCUUUCAACAACCUGGUUUGCACCCGAUCAGAGGGCUACAGCCACUGCCAUUGCAUCUCUCUUCAACUACUUUGGAGGGGCUUGUGCCUUCUUGGUGGGCCCGCUGGUAGUUCCAGCCCCCAAUGGUACCACACCUCUGCUCACUGGCGACCUCAGUCAAAGCAAUGACUCCAUAAAGGAACACAUUCAAGCAUUGUUGUUUGCAGAAUUUGCUGUGACUAUUCUGCUGUUUGCUGUCGUGAUCGCCUACUUCCCAUCCCAACCUCCACUUCCACCCAGUAUAGCUGCUGCCAGCCAGAGGCUGAAUUACAGAACCAGCAUCUGCAGACUUCUGGGCAAUUUCAGAUUUUUAAUGAUUGCAUCGGCCUUUGCAAUGCCUCUCGGCAUCUUAGCAGGCUGGACAGGAGUGCUCGACAUAAUUGUAACGCCACUCAAGGUGAACCAGGUUGAUGCUGGUUGGAUUGGGUUUUGGUCAGUAAUUGGUGGCUGCGUUGUUGGAAUACUCUGUGCGAGAUUUGCAGACUUCUUCAGAGGAAUAUUAAAACUCAUCCUGCUGCUGUUGUUCUCUGGAGCCACAUUGUCAUCUGCAUGGUUUGCCCUCACCUGCUUCAACAGCGUCACCCAUCUACCUAUAACAAGAGUGACUUUAUACACAUCGUGCAUAUUGACUGGAAUAUUCAUCAUCAGCAGUGUUCCCUUCUUCUUUGAACUCUUUGUGGAGACUGUGUACCCAGUUCCAGAGGGAAUAACCUGUGGAUUUGUCACUUUUUUAAGCAACGUCUUCAUGGGAUUAUUGUUAUUGUUCCUGGCGUUUUAUCAUACAGAUGUUUCCUGGCUGAAUUGGUGCCUGACUGCAUCGUGUAUGUUCAGCCUUGUCCUUAUUCUGCUGUUCAAGGAAUCCUAUGAUCGACUCUACCUCGAUGUUCUGGUCUCUGUUUGACCACCCGCCGAAUGACGGAGGAAAUGAAUGGUUUUAAACCCCCCCCCCCCCCCCCCCCCCCCCCCCCGUAGAAUUGAAUUGCACACGUUAGGAUUUGCACUUUCUCCAAACAAAAAGGAACGGAUUAAACUCAGACCUGUUGAUUUUUUUCCACUAGUGUUUUAAAAGAAAACGUUGAACUUUGUGUAAGAAAUAAGAAUUGCUAAUUAAUAUUGUUAGAUUGGAAAUGUGUGUGAAAUAAUAAGCUAACGCGUGUUCUGUGAAUGAUGGGCUGUUUUAAGGAUGCGUGUUUAGGGUUUUGAUUAUGCAAUCGAAAGAGACAUGGCGGGCUGCAGUUAACAAUUCUAGGGAACUCUAGACGGUAACCACGGCUGAAUAAUCAAGCUUCAAUUUUAUUGUGGCAAAUGCCUUUCUGCUGCACAGUGGCGCAGCGGUAGAGUUGCUGCCUUGCAGCGCUGAUGACCCGGGUUCGAUCCCGACCACGGGUGCUGUCAGUUCAGAGGCCACGUGGGUUUUCUCCGAGAUUUUCGGUUUCCUCCCACACACCAAAGACAUACAGGUAUGUUGGUUAAUCGGCUUGGUGUGUGUGUGUGUAAAUUGUCCCUAGUGUGUGUGUGUAGGAUAGUGUUAAUGUGCCGGGAUUGCUGGUCGGUGCGGACUUGCUCCCGUGCUGUAACUUUAAACUAAAAUGAACUAAUUAUUAUUUGAUGCAAUUGAGUAAGAAAAACUUGGUGAUAGAUGUAAUGUCAAGUGUGUUCUUCCUGCGUUUGGAUUAAGCAGUACAGAACCCCUUGACAAGAUGGAGCUAAGGUCUGAAUUAUUAGAUUGUGUUGAGCCGCCAUUCGAUGGGCAUUCUAUGUUGCUACAGAUUGCACAGUACUGGAAUUGCCAAUGAGAGACAUUAGUAAAAUACCGAAUUGCAAAGUAACAGUUGCUGUUUACACUGUUAAUUAUCUCCUGAGAGAUUUCAGCAUCCAGCCACUGCUCACUGGUGCAUCACAUCAAAACCUAACGUGGAUCUUUAUUUUCUCAGUUAGUUCUGCUUUCAAUUUUUUUUUUUUUCUCUCUGUUCUGGCGCGGCCCACUGUAGUUAUCACCAGCUGGCAAUCACGAGCGACUGAUGCCCUGAAACUGAUGUGGGAGGAAAACUACUUGAAGCACAACAGCAGCCCAGAUACCAAGGGAUGCGUUACUGCAGGGACUGACAGCCUGUGUGCAUUUUCUCACCUCGAGAUUCUGCGAUUAGUUGCAAAUGGAUUGAGCGCUUACUGCCAUUGUCCAAACCCACAAGUUAAUUCUCAUCCUUAAAGUCAUAAAUGGCGGGAGCAGAUUUAGGCCUUUCUGCCCAUCAAGCCAGUCAAUCAUAGAAACAUAGAAAAUAGGUGCAGGAGUAGGCCCUUCGAGCCUGCACCACCAUUCAAUAUGAUCACGGCUGAUCUGCCUCUCCCUCCUAACCCCGUUCUCCUGCAUUCUCCCCAUAACCCCUGACACUCUUCAGAGUGGAGUUCCGACAGUAUAUUCUGGGACAUUGUUGGGCAGAGCCUGACUUUACCGUAGCCCCCUGUAGUUAUGUCCUGGCAAUCGUGUUCGCUUGUCCAAAGCCACUUCAAACUGUGUGUGAAUAAUUCUGCUUGAGUGUUUCUUCAAAAAAAUCUCUCUGUAGAUGACAGGGAACGGAGUUUUGUUCUUAUCAAAGUGACGCCGACAACAGCCAGAUUGGAACUGCAGGUGAUCAUCUGACGGAGGGGAGGUUCACGAGGUUGUCGAGUCUUUGCUGGUGUUUACAGAAUUAGAAUGCCUGGUGCAGCUAUCGUGCAUUUAAAAUAAGUCAACUAUUUUACCCAUGUUAUUUAUCUGUGUCCGUUACCUGUUUAGUUAAAAACAGGGCUGUUAAGCAUCUGCUAGCAAAGGCAAUAUUUUUCUUAUUUAUAUUUAAAAAAGAACCUACAUUUGUUCUGCAUUAUAGCAAGUUGGCAAUGAAAGAGAAAGCAGUUAAUCUGUUUUCAGAUCUCCUUGAUAUUAAAAGUGCUCUUCACGAUAUCUUGUUUUGGCAUGUCAAGGGCCCUUGUCUUCAACUUCUCAUGAAUACGUUUCUCUUUCAUCCACCCACUCUCCCGUUCACCACUGCACUAAGAUUAGAGAGUGAGUGAAAAGAUUGUAUCCAAUGCUUUCCCAUUAAAUAUGACGCAGGUGUGUAGAAUCAAUGAUAUAUAUAUUGAGAGAGAAAGAGGGGGCAGUGAUCUAGCUGUUCUAUCUUUCUCCACGAUAGACACAAAAUGCUGGAGUAACUCAGCAGGUCGGGCAGCAUCUCAGGAGAGAAGGAAUGGGUGAGGUUUCAGGUUGAGACCCGUGACCCUUCUUCUAGUCUGAAGAAGGGUCUCGACCCGAAACAUCACCCAUUUCUUCUCUCCAGAGAUGCUGCAUGUCCUGCUGAGUUACUCCAGAAUUUUGUGUCUAUCUUUGGUGUAAACCGGCAUCUGAAGUCCUUUUACUACACACUAUCUUUCCCCAUCAUGGUUCGCUCGCUCGUGUGUCAGACGACGCUCUGCCAUCGCUUUGCCACAGCCAGUGCCACAUCUGUGCCUGUGCGGAGAUCGUCCACAGACGGAGAGGGCCGGCCUUGACGAAGGCCCAUCCAUGACUCUGGUGGAUCUGGGCUCUCCUCCGCCAUCUGCCUUCCUUUCCCUUUGUUGUAGCUCGCUGUUGGCUUUUGGCGUCGUCUAACAUGUUGAAAGAAUUGGACGCCCGACGCGCUACAGAGUGCAUCGUGUCGUCCUUUCCGGGGAUCGCCACCAGGAGGCUUCUGUCAAGAUCCCCCCCCAUCAUGAUAAUAGGAUAGAAUUACAAAGAUUAACCGUUGUUAAGAAUUACAAUUCUUGUUUUUCCCAGUCCAAUAUUCCUAAGCCUUUAUAAACAUUGUCGAGUGGUAUACUUUUUCUCCUUUCUGUUCCAUGCUCUCUUUUGUACUUUGUGUCUUAAAUUACGAUUUUACUUUGAAGUACUAAGUCCUGAAAUUCAAGUUGCGUUUAAUAGUCCUCUAAGAUUUGCGAUUUAGAGCAACUGUGGGCUAUAGAUAUAUUUUCUAAGUUAUAAUAUUUGUAAGAGUCGGGUUGUUUUUAAACAUUCUGUAUUCUCACUGGUUUCGCAGUGUAUCUAUUUUUUCCCUGUGUUUGUGUGUAUUUUGUUUUUGCAGGGCAUUUCCUAAUUAAAAUGUGACGGUGUAAAUAAAAA
Leucoraja erinaceus (little skate) is the source of this 4623-nucleotide messenger RNA. RefSeq names its product solute carrier family 49 member 4 (gene slc49a4). The transcript is spliced from 9 exons. The record is from RefSeq and is a predicted model, not a curated record. NCBI's taxonomy places the organism in Eukaryota, Metazoa, Chordata, Chondrichthyes, Rajiformes, Rajidae. The coding region runs from base 13 to 1392 and encodes 459 amino acids. Gene Ontology annotation, molecular function: transmembrane transporter activity. Gene Ontology annotation, cellular component: membrane; intracellular membrane-bounded organelle. Gene Ontology annotation, biological process: transmembrane transport.